CGCUGCUGCUGCCGCAGCUGCUGCUGCUGCUACACUCAGCGGCUGCCUCUGUCUUGAGGACCCCAGUGCCUCUCCCUCGGGCCAUGCUGCCUGCUACCACAGCCUCCCUCUUGGGGCCCCUCCUCACUGCCUGGGCUCUGCUGCUGCCUUUCACCCAGGGUCAGAGCCCCAACUACACCAGACCUGUGUUCCUGUGUGGAGGGGAUGUGACUGGGGAGUCGGGUUACCUGGCAAGCGAGGGUUUCCCUAACCUCUACCCCGCCAAUAAGGAGUGCGUCUGGACGAUAACGGUCCCUGAGGGCCAGACUGUGUCCCUCUCCUUCCGAGUCUUUGACCUGGAGCUGCACCCAUCCUGCCGUUAUGACGCUCUCGAGGUCUUUGCCGGGCCUGGAACCUCAGGUCAGCGGCUCGGACGCUUCUGCGGGACCUUCCGGCCAGCGCCCUUAGUCGCCCCCGGCAACCAGGUGACCCUGAGGAUGACAUCGGACGAGGGCACGGGAGGACGAGGCUUCCUGCUCUGGUACAGCGCGCGGGCCACCUCAGGCACUGAGCACCAAUUUUGCGGGGGGCGGCUGGAGAAGGCCCAGGGAACCCUGACCACGCCCAACUGGCCCGAGUCCGAUUACCCCCCGGGCAUCAGCUGUUCCUGGCACAUCAUCGCGCCCCCGGACCAGGUGAUCUCACUGACCUUCGGGAAGUUUGACCUGGAGCCCGACUCCUACUGCCGCUACGAUUCGGUCAGCGUGUUCAACGGCGCCGUGAGCGACGACGCCAAGCGGCUGGGGAAGUUCUGCGGCGACACAGCCCCGGGUCCCAUCUCCUCCGAAGGGAACGAGCUCCUCGUCCAGUUCGUCUCGGACCUCAGCGUCACGGCCGACGGCUUCUCGGCCUCCUACAGGACCCUGCCGCGGGGCGCCACCGAAGGAGGGCCAGGCCCGGGCCCGAAGCCCGGAGUCGGGCCCAAAGUCAAGCCCGAAGUCCCACCUGAGGAGAAACCGAAGGCCGCGCCUAAGGCAGAGGCAACUCCGGUGGGCCCCGAUGCACCCAGUGUCUCCUGCCCAAAACAGUGCCGGCGGGCAGGCACCUUGCAGAGCCACUUCUGUAACAGCGACCUGGUGGUGACGGGAAUGAUGAAGUCCAUGGUUCGGGGCCCAGGGGAGGGCCUCACAGUCACUGUCAGUCUCACUGGUGUUUACAAAACCGGAGGCCUGGACCUGCCCUCUCCCCCCACUGACACCUCCCUGAAGUUUUAUGUGCCCUGCAAGCAGUGCCCCCCCAUGAAGAAAGGAAUCAGUUAUCUGCUGAUGGGCCAGGUGGAAGAAAACAGAGGUCCGAUCCUUCCUCCAGAGAGCUUCGUGGUUCUCUACCGGCCCACCCAGCACCAGAUCCUCACCAACCUCAGCAAGAGGUGCCCCUCCAAGCCUGUUCAGGCUGCUGUAUCCCAAGCCUGAGCCCAGGCCAGCCUCCGGACCCUGGCCCUAGGGACCCCUUUCUUAUUCAAAUAAAUGUUUCUAGACUUGAGGAAGGGG
Lipotes vexillifer (Yangtze River dolphin) is the source of this 1529-nucleotide messenger RNA. RefSeq names its product procollagen C-endopeptidase enhancer (gene PCOLCE). The coding region runs from base 84 to 1451 and encodes 455 amino acids. The record is from RefSeq and is a predicted model, not a curated record. Lineage: Eukaryota; Metazoa; Chordata; Mammalia; Artiodactyla; Lipotidae. Gene Ontology annotation, biological process: proteolysis. The transcript has 9 exons. Gene Ontology annotation, molecular function: collagen binding; protein binding; peptidase activator activity.